Molecule: messenger RNA, 2488 nt
Organism: Magnolia sinica
Lineage: Eukaryota; Viridiplantae; Streptophyta; Magnoliopsida; Magnoliales; Magnoliaceae
Product: probable glycerol-3-phosphate dehydrogenase [NAD(+)] 1, cytosolic
Exons: 5
Coding region: 947-2338 (463 amino acids)
Biological process (GO): glycerol-3-phosphate catabolic process; carbohydrate metabolic process
Cellular component (GO): cytosol; glycerol-3-phosphate dehydrogenase (FAD) complex
Molecular function (GO): glycerol-3-phosphate dehydrogenase [NAD(P)+] activity; NAD binding
Source: RefSeq, a predicted model, not a curated record
UAAAACUCCUUUCUCUCCUGAGUCAUGACCUUUUUCCACGCAAUUUUUCAUUCCAGGCAUUGAUUUUCAAACAUCUCCAAAAUAACCAACUACCAAUCUAAAAUGCCGGCUCUUAAUAUCCAAUCUCUUUCAAUGGGUUUUGGGUGAUAAAAGAGAAAAAUCAAUUAAGAAAGAACCCAUUUCAACGUCAUUGGAGUCUCCGACUAGGAAAGGUCUCCAUUUCUUGAAUUUUAGUUGGGCAGAUGACCCAACCCCCAACGGUAAUUUCGAAGCUCUAUUUGAAUAUUUGAAUUUCUUGGAUUGCUUGGCGUGUGUUUUUGUAGUAUUAGAGAGAAACCCACGUAGGAUUUUGCUUGGUUUUUUAACAAUCUGCUAUAAUAGGGCUGGUUGGGUCUGAAUUUCUGAUUGGAGAAAGAAAGCUUCUGGGAUUCCAAUCCUUUUGAUUUUUUUAGGGUUUGGGUUUGAUUUCCGGGGGAUCAUCUCACAGAGGAGGGGUUUUUUGAGUGUUGGACGGGUGAAAUACCCUUUUUGGUGAGCGUUUGAGGGUGGAAAUCUGGAGUGGCUUUGGAUGAAAUUCUGAUCAUAGGGAGAUUGGUUAUGUUUUUGGAGAAAGAACCACAGAGAAAAAUCCAGUUUUUUUUUUUUUUUUUUUAUUUAUAAAUAUUUUGGAGGAACUGGGAUUGAGUCUGGGUGGAAUCGUCGAUUACAAGGAAGGACUUCUAUUUAUUUUUAGUGUGGAGGGGUAAAGUUGUAUAGAAAGCCUUUGUCGAUUGCAGAUUCUGCUGAGGUUGAAGAAAUUUGAAUCUUUGGAGAAAACCCACAAAAGGAUCAAGGUAAUUUGGAUUGAUCCUCUGAAGUUACUAUUUGAGAAUUUGCUAUAAAAAAAAAGCCAUUUUAGAGCAGUUGGAAAAUCCAAGAAUUUUUGGCCAAUUUCUCUUGGAAGAAGAUGGUUAGCAGCGCCGAAGGAAAGCUCAAUCAUGUUCAUUCAAAUGGUUCUAUUAAUGGCUCUAAUGGUGCAGAAGAGAAACUUGAUGAGCUUCGUCGGCUUCUCGGGAAAUCCGACGGAGAUCCGUUGAGGAUCGUCGGUGUUGGGGCCGGCGCUUGGGGUAGUGUCUUCACCGCUAUGUUGCAAGACAGCUAUGGCCAUCUCCGUGAAAAGGCUCAGAUCAGGAUAUGGAGAAGGGCUGGGAGGUCGGUUGAUAGGGCCACGGCAGAGCAUCUCUUCGAAGUGAUCAAUUCACGGGAGGAUGUGCUGCGGCGUCUGAUCAGACGUUGUGGGUACUUGAAGUAUGUUGAGGCGAGAUUGGGCGAUCGGACGUUGUACGCAGAUGAGAUCUUGAAGGACGGGUUCUGCUUGAACAUGAUCGACACUCCCCUUUGCCCAAUGAAAGUCGUGACCAACCUGCAGGAGGCUGUGUGGGAUGCCGAUGUAGUGGUCAAUGGCUUGCCAUCAACGGAAACUCGUGAGGUGUUUGAAGAGAUUAGUAGGUAUUGGAAGGAGAGGAUUACUGUUCCUAUUAUUAUAUCAUUGGCAAAGGGUAUUGAGGCUGCAUUGGAGCCCGUUCCCCACAUAAUAACUCCAACACAGAUGAUCCACCGUGCAACUGGUGUUCCUUUGGAGAACAUUCUUUAUCUUGGAGGACCGAAUAUUGCAUCGGAGAUUUACAACAAGGAGUAUGCUAAUGCUCGAAUAUGUGGAGCUGAUAAGUGGAGAAAGAUUCUUGCAAAGUUUCUUAGGCAGCCGCAUUUCAUCGUGUGGGAUAACAGCGACCUUGUCACACAUGAAGUCAUGGGUGGCUUGAAAAACGUGUAUGCUAUUGGUGCUGGUAUGGUUGCCGCCCUUACCAACGAGAGCGCUACCAGCAAAUCAGUAUAUUUUGCACAUUGUACAUCUGAAAUGAUAUUUAUCACACACCUCUUGACAGAAGAACCAGAGAGGCUCGCGGGCCCUUUGCUGGCAGACACAUACGUAACCUUGUUGAAGGGUCGUAAUUCAUGGUACGGCCAUAUGUUAGUCAAGGGGGAAUUGAGUCUGGACAUGGGCGAUAGCAUCAAAGGCAAGGGCACGAUUCAGGGCGUGUCUGCUGUGGGAGCAUUUUAUGAGCUGCUCGGUCAGCCGAGCUUAAGCCUUCUACAUCCAGGAGAUAAAAUACCCAUUGCUCCAGUCGAGCUUUGCCCCAUCUUGAAGACACUUUAUAAGAUACUAAUUACAAGGGAGCUUUCGACAGAGAGCAUUCUCCAAGCUCUACGAGAUGAAACGAUGAAUGAUCCCCGCGAUCGCAUUGAGAUAGCACAAAGCCAUGCCUUCUACAGACCAUCGCUUCUCACUAGACCUUGAUAGCAGCCCGACAAUGGUCAUUGCGUGUGCUAAAGAGCAAUGGUUGGGGAGAAUAGGCAAGUGUCAAAAUGAUGCAUUCUCAUUUGUUUUUUAAUGUGCUUUGGUGGGCUUGUAAAAGGAUUAUUUGUUCAAUGGCGAUUUUUAUAUAGU